AUGAAGAAUGGUGGUCAAGCUCAUCAACAUGUUCAACAUUUCAGCCACCAACACCCUUUGAAGCUUUCGAACAACCCAAGCCAUGUUGCGAGCUCAUGUGCAGGUUGCAAGCUCAUCUGUGCCGGCUCGACUGGAUCAAUCUACACUUGCACUACUGGUUGCAGUUUCUUCCUCCACACGUCAUGCGCGCAAAUGCCACAGCAAAUCACACACCCAUUUGAUCAAAGCCAUGUCCUCCCUCUGCUCCCGAUCCCUACAUACCCUGGAGGCCUCUUUAAAUGUAAUGCUUGUUGGAAAGAUGGCAGCGGGUUUUCCUACCACUGCGGACCUUGUAACAUAGACCUUCAUAUGGACUGUGCUUCGAUGCCGCUGGCUCUUCCUCCCCAUCAGCAAUUCCACCACCCUCACCAACUCAAUCUCACAUUCUCAAUGCGACCUGGUUCUCCCAACGAUUUCACCUGUGAUAUUUGCAACAAGCUUGGGCACACAGAGUGGCUCUACUGGUGCGUGCCUUGUGAUUUCACUGCUCAUUUGGCCUGUGCAAGGUCAAAACCAAGACCCUAUAUACCUGUCAUGCCAAACUAUGCACCACCACCAACUUAUGCCAGGCAAUCUACUGUCCUUGGUAGAAAUAAUGGUUUUACCAACAGUAGUUCUGGUCAGGUAAAUGGCUUAGCCCAUACAGUCAUCCAAUCUUUUCUCGGUGGAGUAGGUGGUGGGGGCGGUGGCAGCGGCUCAUCUGGUUUCGACUUUGGUAACGGUGGAAUUGGUGGAUCAGGAGAUCUUAGUAACAGUCUUAACUUCUUUGGAUAA
Molecule: messenger RNA, 813 nt
Organism: Fragaria vesca subsp. vesca
Lineage: Eukaryota; Viridiplantae; Streptophyta; Magnoliopsida; Rosales; Rosaceae
Exons: 1
Coding region: 1-813 (270 amino acids)
Source: RefSeq, a predicted model, not a curated record